GGUAACAUAGCAUCAAUCUUUAAUUAGAAAAAGAGAAGUAGAUUCUAUCGAAACAUGAGAGUCGAUAUAGAUGGUUUGGAAGUUAUAUUUCCAUACGAAUUUAUAUAUCCUGAGCAAUAUAAUUAUAUGAAGGAGCUGAAAAAAACUCUUGAUGCAAAGGGUCAUGGUGCAUUAGAAAUGCCAUCAGGAACUGGUAAGACUGUAUCUUUAUUAUCACUUAUUGUUGCAUAUCAAAGGAGGCAUCCAAAUGAUGUAAAUAAGUUAAUUUAUUGCUCAAGAACUGUUCCAGAGAUUGAAAAGGUUUUAGAAGAAUUAAAGUCCUUAAUUGAUUAUUAUCAUAGAAGUGGCAUUGAAAUUAAUUAUUUUGGCUUGGCAUUAUCAUCUCGUAAAAAUUAUUGCAUUCAUCCUGAAGUUAGUAAAGAAAGAAAUGGUAAAAUUGUUGAUGCGAAAUGUUACAAUUUAACAGCUCCAUCAGUUAUAUUAAAUUAUCAAAAAACUAAUGACAAUAAAAACAUUUGUCACUAUUAUGAAAAGUUUGAUUCAUUUGGCAGAAAAGCUUCUAUACCACAAGGUGUUUACAAUAUUGAUGAUUUGAAGGAUUUUUGUGGUAAAAAGGAAUGGUGUCCAUAUUUUAUGGCUAGGCAGUACAUAUACAAUGCUGAUGCAGUGGUAUACAGCUAUAAUUACAUGUUGGAUCCCAAAAUAGCUGAAUUAAUAAAUAAGGAAAUGUCCCGGAAAUCUGUCAUUGUUUUUGAUGAAGCACACAACAUAGACAAUGUUUGUAUCGAAUCACUUAGCAUUAAACUGACUCGUAAAUUAUUGGACAAAUGUGACAGAGGCCUGACUGUCCUCGAUAAAACCAUAGAAGAUCUAAAAAUCUCGAACGCCGAUAAGCUCAAUCAAGAAUACGAGAGUCUAGUCGAGGGCCUCAAAAAAACCUUGCAAAAUCGAGAGAUUGACAUUUAUACGUGGAACGACCCGGUUAUAUCUCAAGAUAUUUUGCAAGAAUCCGUACCCGGUAGCAUCAGAAAAGCAGACCAUUUUGUCAAAUUUAUGAAAAGAUGGCUAGAAUACAUUAAAUACAGGCUCAGGGUGCAGCACGUUGUGCAAGAAAGUUCAGCCUCUUUUCUCAAGGAUUGCUAUGAUAAAGUUUGGAUCGACAGAAAACCCUUGAGGUUUUGCUCCGAAAGAUUGAGAAGCCUAAUGCAUACUUUAGAAUUUCCGGAUCUAACCGAUUUAUCACCACUUACAUCGAUAGCUAACUUUGCAACACUUAUUAGCACAUAUACAAAGGGAUUUAGCACUAUAAUCGAACCCUAUCAAGACAGAAGCCCCACCGUCCUGAAUCCCAUUCUGUAUUUUACUUGUUUAGAUGCCUCUAUAGCUAUAAAACCUGUAUUCCAACGUUUUCAAACCGUCAUAAUUACCUCUGGGACUCUUUCGCCUAUCGAAAUGUACCCUAAAAUAUUGAAUUUUCAUCCCGUAUCGAUGACCUCCUUUUCUAUGACUCUCGCUAGAAUAUGCAUUUGUCCUCUCAUUGUAACCAAAGGAAAUGAUCAGACAAUUUUAACCUCGAAAUUUGAAUCAAGGGACGAUAUAGGUGUUAUUCAAAAUUACGGUAAUUUGCUGGUUCAAUUAUCCGAAAUUGUACCCGAUGGUAUAGUCUGUUUUUUCACUAGCUAUCUCUACAUGGAAAAAGUUGUGGCAACUUGGUUAGAACUGGGAUUGAUAAACAAAAUGCAGAAAAAUAAACUGCUAUUUUUGGAAACUCCCGAUGCCUCAGAAACGAGCCUAGCAUUAUACAAUUACCAAAGAGCCUGUGAAAAUGGAAGAGGGGCCAUUAUGCUUUCGGUCGCCAGGGGUAAGAUAUCGGAAGGAAUAGAUUUCGACCACCAUUUCGGUAGGGCUGUGGUAGUGUUCGGAGUUCCAUAUAUGUAUACGCAAAGCAAGGUUUUGAGAGCUAGACUCGAUUACCUUCGGCAAAAUUUUGGCAUCAGGGAAUCCGAUUUUUUGACAUUCGAUGCCAUGAGACAAGCUGCUCAAUGCCUGGGCCGUGCCCUGAGAGGCAAAAAUGAUUACGGAAUAAUGAUCUUGGCAGAUAAGAGAUUUUCAAGGAUGGACAAGCGUUCAAAAUUGCCAACUUGGAUACAAGAAUACAUAUCUGAAUCUGUUACCGAUCUUGCAAUCGAUGAGGCAAUAUCCAUAAGUAAAAAGUUUUUAAAGCUGAUGGCGUUACCUCUUUCUCAAGCUGAUCAAUUAGGUAUCUCUUUACUCAAUUCACAACAAUUGGAGAUGUUAAAAUUGAAGGAAACCAAAGAUACUGUCGUUAUGAAUUAAUUUAAUGUAUAUAUUAUUUAUAAACUAAGAAAAAUCAUGUGAAUUGUACC
Gordionus sp. m RMFG-2023 is the source of this 2387-nucleotide messenger RNA. RefSeq names its product general transcription and DNA repair factor IIH helicase subunit XPD-like. Lineage: Eukaryota; Metazoa; Nematomorpha; Gordioida; Chordodea; Parachordodidae. The transcript is spliced from 16 exons. Gene Ontology annotation, cellular component: nucleus. Gene Ontology annotation, molecular function: hydrolase activity, acting on acid anhydrides, in phosphorus-containing anhydrides; DNA helicase activity; ATP binding. The record is from RefSeq and is a predicted model, not a curated record. Gene Ontology annotation, biological process: positive regulation of mitotic recombination; transcription by RNA polymerase II; nucleotide-excision repair. Bases 55 to 2337 code for a protein of 760 amino acids.